AUGGCAGCCAUGCGCGUGAUGCUUGCGGCCUUCAUGGUCGCAGGUGCUGAGGCAGGAGCUUGCACUCCCGUGGACUCUUGUCCAAAACUUUCUGACGGCCUCUAUUGUCCUGUCAACGAUGUCACGGAACACGCUGACAUCAAUCGGGACGUGAAGCUGAUCAAGGAGUACUUGGCUGAGACCCCCUUGAACUACGCAAUGGCCAAGCAGGUUUACACCGCCGGCAACUUCUCUUCCAAAGGGCUGGGGAACAUGCGAACUCUGCAAGACCUGGCGCAGAAGGACAUGACCGUGGAUGGAAAGUACACCAACGUUUUCUACAGCGGUGCCGUCAGCUUGUAUGGCUCAACGAAUGCUGUAUGGCACGACUACAUUAUCGCGUGCUUGGACGGGACAGGCGUGUGCGAGGGGAAGACGGACUCGUUCCGGCAGUACGUCAUCAACAAAGGACUCAUUGGAGUUGUCACGGCCUACGCCACCUACGAGUUCGGUGCAGCUGUUUGGAAGGGUGACAAUGGUGAGACGGCGGACACUCAAGCAGCCUAUGCUUGGGACGAAGGUGCUGCCUUCUACAUCGGCAAUAUCGAUCCAGUGAUUGGCGAUGGCUACACGGGCUCUGCCCCCGGCAACCUCUACUCGCCCUACGAGUUCAACUGGAAGCGCGACAUCGACUUUCCUGAUGGCACCUCGACACACACGGAGGCCGUCCCGAUUCUGAACUACGGCCUCAUCAACCUGCGUGGAGAUGCCUACAAUGCUACCAAUGUGAAAGCAGCAGAGGUAGCCAUGUACAAGAUCUUCUCCAUUGCCGCCAUCCGAAGCGCCAUUAAGUACGCCUGGAAGGCUUACAAUGGUGGCACUAUGGAGCCAAAGUAUCUCGCCGAGGGCUGGGCCUACUGGAGGAGUGCCUCCGGUUACAUGUCCACCUUCAAUGCCACCACCGUGCAGGCGGUGGAUGCGCUUUUUGAUCUAAACUUAACAACCGUACCGGAGAGCACGGCCUGCUCUGUGAAGACGCUGGUGGAGUCUCUGUACCCAGACCUCGGCAUCACCUGCGCUAUGGUGGGCACGUGGAAGGAUGCAGCAACUGGCAGCUGUUUGGCCUCCCUGUGUGACGACACAGGAAACACGGCCACAUUGCUGAGCAGUGCCCACAACUACACAGACGACAAGCGUGUACAGUGUGCAUUUCCACUAGUGGGUGGCGUAAUCCUUUUUGUUCCGGUCUUGCAGGUGCUGGGAAACAUUCGGCGCAAUGCCACCAUGGGUGUGUCGCCGUGGCGGGUGGGGCAGAAUUGCUUGGUAGGAGCCCCAGAAGGGCAGCAGUGCCAGCCGAUCCCGGGCACAGCCUUGCCCUGCAUUCUCGCCACGGGGCAGAGUCACAUUGCUCGCAGAAUCUCGCAGAUGCCCGCAGUCAACGUUAAGAUCUCCGAUGCUUCAACCGUUGCAAGGCUCAAGUUUCAGCACGUUGGGACUUUCAACUUAGCAGUUCUUAACCUCGCAAGCAUGCUUCGUGCGCUGCUGCUGGGAGCGUCGUCUCUGUGGCUUUGCCAUGCUAUGCCAAAUACCACGGGCAAGAUUUGCCAGUGGGGCUGCUAUGAUGAAGAGGACGAAGCUUGCCACGCAGGGCUUACCAACAUGGCUUGUGCUGAGAUCUACGGGCAUCUUGUCGUUGUGAAUGCUUGUGGCAUCUUGCACGUGGAGUGGAUCCAGGUGUGCGACUGCGUUGACGAGGCGACGGGCCUGCGUGAUAACAUCACGGUCGCAGCACCGAGGCUGGCACCCGCAAAUCUGUACUUUUCGGUGCCUGCCUUCGUCGUCCUCUUCCGUGAGAGCCUGGAGGUCGUGAUUGUCCUAGCCAUCAUCAUGCAAUUCCUGACCAAGAUGAAGAACGACGGCCUCCUUGAGGUGGGUCUCUUCUACAAGUUCCGCCGCGAGGUCUACCUCGGAGCCUCCUUGGGCUUUGCUCUUUGCCUGCUCUUCGGUGUGGGCUUCCUGGCUCUGGCAUCCUUGACCUACCAGCUUUUUGAUGGCGAUAACGAGCGCAUCUUCCAGUUCUGCAUGAUGAGCCUCACUUGCAUCGUGCUGACCUUCCUCGCAGUGAAUUUCUACAAGAUGAUCUACUCCAAGGAGGCCCACGAGCGGAAGAUGAAGCGUCAGAUGGAGGAGACACUCGAAGCGACCCAGGCGGCUACAGAUGGGGGGGAGGUGGCUUUUGGCAAGAAGCAUGCCUUCUUUGUCUUGGCCUUCACCACGGGUCUUCGCGAGGGCUUAGAGUCCAUCGUGUUCCUCGUGGGCGUCAUCUCGGACGUUAAGGAUCUCAGUGCCUUGCCCCUGCCGAUCAUCAGCGCCCUGGUCUUGGCACGGCUUGUCGGGUGCUGUUUCUUCCAGGGAACAAAGGGUCUGAAAGUGGACUGGUUCAUGCGGGUUUCGGCUGUAUUGCUCAUGUGUAUCGCGGCCGGCUUCUUCUCGGCAUCCAUGCACCAGCUCCAGGAGCUGGAUGUUUUCGGCACAUGGAGUCCAAGAUCCGAGCGGCCCUGGCAGAACGUGAAUGUUUGGGAUGCCACCGUGUGCUGCAACGAUAAGACGAAUCGAUUCUUCGUCCUGAUGAGGGCUCUCUUCGGUUGGCAGGAUCAGGCAACACCUAUCGAGAUUAUCGCCUACAUCUUGUACUGGGUCGUGGCGACCAUUAUCGUCAGCCUCAUGGUGUGGCACGCUAAGAAAAAGAUGCAGAAGAUGGUCGAGAAAUGGCGCUUGGAAGAUGAGGCCUUGAAGACCGCCCGUGAGGAAGAGCCCACGACCAUCGGCCUUCAAGCCGAGAAGGAUGAGAAGCUCGAGUGUUGA
Molecule: messenger RNA, 2844 nt
Organism: Symbiodinium sp. CCMP2592
Lineage: Eukaryota; Dinophyceae; Suessiales; Symbiodiniaceae
Source: the annotation of a GenBank genome assembly